AUGUCGGCGACUACGAAUCGUUUGCUCGAGCUGGAAGAACUGACCGCAGCGCAGAAGGUCAAGUUAAGAGCCGCGGUGAAGAAAGGGAAAUCCAUCGAAGAAGAAAGGAACGCUUUGAAAGAAAAAUUGGAGGAAGAAGUACGAGUGAGCGAGGAGACGAGGAAAACGAGCGAUAUUUUAAUCGAGCAGUUGAGAGAACAAGUGAAGAAGAUGGACGGGAAAGUGAAAGUUUUAGAAGCCAUGAAAGAAGCGACGACGAGUUCGUCCGACAACAACGAUAAAGCGAAGAAGGAAGAGAAGGUUUUGAAGGAAAAGAACGAACAGUUGGAGGCGAAGGCGAAAGAGCAAGAGGUGUCGAUCGCGCGACUGGAGAGCGAACAGAAGGCGCAAUCGAAAGAAACAGAUGCGUUGCAAAGAGAGAAAACGAGAAUGUCGCGAGAGAUUGACGAUUUAAAAGCAAAGUUGAAAGAACAGAAAGAUGCGGUGAAAGUAUCGAAACGAAGAGAAGCGGACGCGCUGGUCGGCGGAGCCGCGUUGGAAACGGCGGAAAAGAAGGCGAUGGAGAACGAACAGUUGAGAGAAAAGUUCGAGAAAGAAAGAGACGAGAGUUUGGAAAAGUACGAACAAAUGAAAGAGGAGAGAGACAGGGCGAUAGAAACGGCAAAAACGAUCGAGGCGCGAACCGCGUCGUUGACGAAACAAAUGGAGGAAGCGAAGGCAAAGUUCGAGGAGGACUCGGCGCGAGCGAAAGAUUUGAAAGAGAAAUCAGAGCUGAUUCUAAGAGAAGCAGAACACAGGAUUCAAACUGCCGAAGCUUCUGCAGUCGCAUCCGAACAAGAAGCCGAGCGCAUGAUGGAAGAGGCAGAAAAUAGAAAUAGAAAGUUUCAACACUUACAAGUUGCGUUUCAAGAGCGGGAAGCGGCGUUGCAUAAAAAGAUUGAAACGUUGGAAAUGGCAAGAGACGAUCGAGUGGAAGGUGUGAAGAGCAGACUUGAAACUGAAAUGGAAAAAAAAGAAGAAUUUGCGCGGAUGUACGAAGAAGCAAAGACGGAAGUGAAGGGCUUACGUGCCUCGAUGGGUGCGAUGGAGUCCAACGCGCACGCCGCGGUUGCGGCGAGAGAACACGCGACGACGUGGAAGGAGAAAGCAACGUCGGCAAUCGCAGAGGCGGAGAAUUUGCGCGAAAAAAUUGCAGCAUUAGAAGAAGCAAAUAUACAAAAGCAGCAAAUGACGUCGUCCAGUUCCUCAUCUACGGCAAACGCCGUCGUCAUGGAAAAAGAGAUUGCGACUCUCAGGGAAAGUUUAGAAGUUGCGCUGAAACAGAAAGAGGACGCCGAACUCCGCGCGCAAUCUGCGUUGAACACUGCUUCGAGUAUGAAUACAAAUGGUGUCAGCGAUGCCUUCGGUGGUGAUUUGGAAAACAAUAGCAGCUCGUCCGCGCACCAGGCGCGUAAAUUAGCCGAAAGCGAACACACUGUUUUGAAACAACAAACAGAAAUCCAAGCGUUGACGAGACGCGUGAAAGAUUUGUCCUGGCAAGUUUCCAUGUACUCCGAUCAAGACAAAGUCGAGGGGAGUGGCAAUUUGACGGCGACUCCAGGGAAGAAAGCCGGGUUAGCGGCGAUGUUUGGUGGAGGUGGCGGUGGUGGCGGAUUGGCGAAUUUGAAAGGCAAAAGGAGACAGUUUGUCGUCGUGUAUUUAGGUGUUCUUCAUCUCCUCGUGUACGUUGCAUUUUUACACGGUGCAUUUAGCGCGCAUAAAGCAGUCACCGGAUGUAGAAGAUUUUAG
Messenger RNA from Bathycoccus prasinos, 1788 nucleotides. RefSeq lists its product as hypothetical. The transcript has a single exon. The coding region runs from base 1 to 1788 and encodes 595 amino acids. Lineage: Eukaryota; Viridiplantae; Chlorophyta; Mamiellophyceae; Mamiellales; Bathycoccaceae. The record is from RefSeq and is a predicted model, not a curated record.